Molecule: messenger RNA, 3679 nt
Organism: Radiomyces spectabilis
Lineage: Eukaryota; Fungi; Mucoromycota; Mucoromycetes; Mucorales; Radiomycetaceae
Exons: 9
Coding region: 122-3613 (1163 amino acids)
Biological process (GO): endonucleolytic cleavage of tricistronic rRNA transcript (SSU-rRNA, 5.8S rRNA, LSU-rRNA); maturation of SSU-rRNA from tricistronic rRNA transcript (SSU-rRNA, 5.8S rRNA, LSU-rRNA); ribosome biogenesis
Cellular component (GO): nucleus; 90S preribosome
Molecular function (GO): U3 snoRNA binding; ATP binding; ATP hydrolysis activity
Source: RefSeq, a predicted model, not a curated record
CUAGGAUUAGUAGUCACACAAUUCCACUUUCUUCUCGAAUAACCUGAUUUUUUCUCAGUAGCUGUUGGAAGCAGGACAGGACAAUCCCUUUGACUUGAAUUCGCUUGGUUUGUACUCAGUCAUGGAAGACAAACCUCAAAAGGCGCAUCGUGCCAAAAAGGCCGGCAAAAAGGUCGAAAGAAAGAAAGAGAACAAGUUCGUCAAUGCCAAGAAAUCGAGCAAUCCUAAAGCUUUCUCAUUCCAAAGUGCAGCUAAGGCAGAAAAGACUGCUCGACGUAACUUUGAUAUCGGUGAGAAGAAACUGCACGUUCCUUUGGUGGACCGUACUCCCAUCGAAGCACCCCCGGUCGUGAUUGCUGUCGUCGGACCACCCGGUACCGGUAAAUCGACGCUUAUUAAAUCGCUUGUGAAACGAUAUACCAAACAUAAUCUCAACGAAAUCAAGGGACCCAUUACCGUUGUCAGCGGCAAAAAGCGACGUUUGACUUUUAUCGAAUGUGCCAAUGACAUGAACUCCAUGAUCGAUGUGGCUAAAAUUGCAGAUCUCGUACUGCUGAUGAUCGAUGCCAGUUUCGGUUUCGAAAUGGAAACAUUCGAAUUUCUGAACAUUCUUCAAUCACAUGGUUUCCCCAAGGUGAUGGGCGUGCUCACCCAUUUGGAUAAAUUCCGCAAUAACAAAACAUUGCGCACUACUAAGAAGAAACUGAAGCAUCGAUUCUGGACCGAAAUUUAUCAAGGUGCCAAAUUAUUCUACUUAUCCGGCGUAAUCAAUGGACGAUAUCCCAACAUGGAAGUUCAAAAUUUGUCACGCUUCAUUUCGGUCAUGAAAUUCAGACCUCUUGUAUGGCGCAAUACUCAUCCUUAUGUUGUCGCCGAUCGUAUUGAAGAUUUGACUGAUCCUGAAUUGCUGCAUCGACAGCCGACUUGCGAUCGUACCGUAACCUUGUACGGCUAUCUUCGCGGUACCAAUCUCAAGAGCAACAUGCGUAUUCACAUUCCCGGUGCUGGUGAUCAUGUGUUAGCCGAUGUUUCCGUUCUUCCUGAUCCCUGUCCGUUACCUGAUAAAGAACGUAAACGAUUGGAUGAGAAGUACAAGCUUAUUUACGCCCCCAUGUCCGAUGUCGGUGGUGUCAUGUACGAUAAAGAUGCCGUUUACAUUAACGUUCCCGGUACUUUCACGAAAAAAUCGGCUCUGGCUCCCAUUGAGCGUAAAAACGGUGAAGAGGCGGAAGAAGAAUCAGACGAUGAAGUUCAGCCUGCUGGUUUGGGAGAAAAAAUGGUUAUGGAUCUGCAGGACGUUCAGGAUACAUUGGCUUCUCAAUUGGCCGAUUCGGAAUUGCGUAUUUUCUCGGGAUCAGCCCCCUUGCGCGCUGGGGACGUUGCUUCAGAUGAUGAAGGUGCCAUUACCGAAUCUCUUGAAGAAGAUGAUUCAGGUAGAACGCGUCGACGUGCUGUAUUUGCGACAGGAGACGUUGAAGACGAUGACGAGGAUGAUGAAGAUGAAGAUGAGGAAAUGGAAGAGGACGAAGACGACGAUCUGGAGGAAGACGAGGAUGAAGAUGAAGAUGAUGUUCCUCGCAGAGGUCGUGCGCUGACGAAAUUUGACACACGAAAUAUUCCCAAAAAGGGUGAAAAAGAAGAUGCUGAAAGUGACAAUGAAAACGAUGUCCAAUUUGCAGACAGUGACAGUGAUUUCGGUGGCGAGGAAGAUGACGAAGACAUGAUCAAUAUUGACGGACGUCAGCGCCGUACUGAAUCUGAAGACGAAGAACUUGCUGGCGAACUACGAUGGAAGGCGAAUCUCAAGGAAAAAGCCAGCAAUAUGUUCUUUUCCAAUCGUCGUGUCAACUUGAUGACCUUGAUUUACAAUCGACCCGAACUUACCGCUGAAGAUAUCGCCAACGGUGAUUACGAAGAGAAUGAUAAUGAAAACGGCGAUGAUAAUAUGGAUGAAGAAGAUGAAGAAUUCUUCAAGUUGAAAAAGGACACAAAGAAAGAUGAAGAAGAAACGCUCGAUACUGUACGAGAGCAACCUGAUAUGGAAGAAUUGGAAGAAUGGGAUGAUGAAGAUACUCUGAAUUCUAUCCGUAAUCGAUUCAUCACCGGUGAAUUGGAAGAGGGUGGUGCACCCAAUGCUCCUGCAGCCGAAGAAGAAGAGGUGUAUGGUGAUUUUGAAGAUCUGGAAGGUGAAGAGGGCGAGGCAUCCAAAGAGGAGCCUGAAGAAGAAUUGGAUCCAGUGGAAGCCGAACGCCAACGUAUCGCCAAGCGUAAAGAAGAAUUGAAGAAGAAAUUCAAUGAGGAGUAUGAUGAGGAAGACGAUCAACCCAAGAUGGAUUUUUAUGAAAAGCGCAAAGCCGAGAUCGAGCAGCAAUUGAUUACGAAUCGUAAUGAAUUCGAACAUGAUGACCCGCAAACUCGUGCAAUGGUUGAAGGAUAUCGUCCUGGCAGCUACGUACGUUUGCUCAUCAAGGACAUGCCAUGUGAAUUUGUGGAAAAUUUCGAUCCCACCUAUCCUGUUCUUGUUGGCGGUUUAUUGACGUCCGAAGACCAAUUUGGUCUUGUACAAGUGAGAAUCAAGCGUCAUCGUUGGCAUCGCAAGAUCUUGAAGACCAACGAUCCUCUCAUCUUUUCGAUCGGUUGGAGACGAUUCCAGAGCAUACCCAUCUAUUCCCUGAAUGACGGCACGCGUAACCGCAUGUUGAAAUAUACACCAGAGCACAUGCAUUGUCUUGCCACCUUUUACGGUCCUGUUCAUACACCAAAUACUGGUUUCUGUGCAGUGCAAUCGGUAUCGGAUAGCAAGACGUCCUCCUUCCGUAUCAGCGCCACAGGUGUGGUGGUCGAUAUCAGUCAAUCAGCUGAAAUCGUCAAGAAAUUGAAGCUCACCGGUACACCGUACAAAAUCUACAAAAACACCGCUUUUAUCAAGGACAUGUUCACGUCGGCUUUGGAAGUGGCGAAAUUCGAAGGCGCCAGUAUCCGAACUGUGUCUGGUAUUCGCGGUCAAGUAAAGAAAGCAAUGCCGAAACCGGAUGGUCAUUUCCGUGCAACCUUUGAAGAUAAAGUCCUGAUGAGCGAUAUCGUAUUUUUGAGAGCAUGGUAUCCCGUUAAGCCCCGUAAAUUCUAUAAUCCCGUUACAUCCUUGUUAUUAUCAUCCAAGUCAUCAUGGCAAGGAAUGCGUCUGACAGGCGAAGUGCGAAGGGAUCUUAACCUUCAUGCACCGCAGAAUGUCGAUUCCAUUUACAAGCCUAUCGAACGCAAAGCAAGAAAAUUCAAUACAUUGAAGAUUCCAAAGGCUCUGCAGGCCGAGCUGCCUUUUGCUUCCAAGCCCAAGAUUCCUAAAGCACAAACGAAGAAGUCGUAUUUGGCUAAGCGCGCAGUGGUUCUGGAACCGGAAGAGAAGAAAAUUUAUACACUUAUGCAACAGCUGAAUACGCUUCGCAAUGAGAAGCAACGCAAACGCAAGAUGAAAGACGCGGAACGACGAGUGGAGAAUGAAAAGAAGAAGGCCAAGAUUGAAGCCGUCAAUGUCGCCAAGGAUAAAGAACGUCGCAAGGAUUAUUUCCGCAAAGAAUCCAAGAAAGCCAUUUCACGAUCAAAGAGUUCAUCAUAGAUUUGUCACAUGCAUAUCUUUUUUUUUCCAUUUUCCAAAUCAUUCGUUCUGUUAUUAUCCAGUAGU